This is a messenger RNA of Vicia villosa (hairy vetch), 1455 nucleotides long. RefSeq names its product probable polygalacturonase At3g15720. The coding region runs from base 1 to 1455 and encodes 484 amino acids. Lineage: Eukaryota; Viridiplantae; Streptophyta; Magnoliopsida; Fabales; Fabaceae. The record is from RefSeq and is a predicted model, not a curated record. Gene Ontology annotation, molecular function: RNA-DNA hybrid ribonuclease activity; nucleic acid binding; polygalacturonase activity. Gene Ontology annotation, biological process: carbohydrate metabolic process. The transcript is spliced from 8 exons.
AUGAAGGCUGGGUUUCACAAGGUAGAAGCGCAAUCUGAUUCCAAGCAAGCAGUGGAGAUUAUUAAGGGUAUUGCUGGGAGAAAUCAUAGCAACUUGCAGCUAGUUAUCCAGAUUCGAAGAGUACUUGCUAAUUGUGUUGAUUUUGAUCUAUGUCAUACGUAUAGGGAAGCUAAUGUGUGUGCAAAUGAGUUAGCUAAAGUUGGGAAAAGUCUUAGUGGUGGUAGUAUAGUUUUCUAUCAUAUUCCUCAUUCUGUUUUGAGUAGUUUCGAGGAUGAUCUUAUUGGGGUGUCUUCCCCUAGGAUUGUUGCUCUUUAUAUGUGCUCUAUAUUUGCAAAUCGUAACAAUGGUGGCCAAAACAUUGAUGUUGUUAGUUAUGGUGCCAAGGGUGAUGGAAAUACCGAUGAUUCAAAUGCAUUUUUGAAAGCAUGGGAAGACGUGUGUGGUACAACGAAAGAUAGCCCAACACUUAUAAUACCUCAAGAUAAAACAUUUAUGUUGCAACCUAUGAAAUUUGAAGGUCCUUGCAAAUCUAAGACAAUUAAUGUUCAGAUAAUGGGAACUAUCAUUGCUCCAAAAAAUAAGAAGAGUUGGAAAUGGGAUAAUAACGAUAGUGAAUCUUGGAUUGCAUUCUCUCAUGUGAAUGGGCUUGUUAUCAGUGGAGAAGGAACAAUUGACGGUCAAGGUAGUUCUUGGUGGAACAAUGUUGGCGAAGGUCAUAGACCAACAGCUCUUCGAAUUAUUGGAUGUGAAAAUAUAAAACUAAGUGGUUUGAGACACAUUAAUAGUCCAAAAAAUCAUUUAAGCAUAACUUCUUGCACUGGUGCUUUAAUCUCCAAUCUUCAUAUGACAGCUCCGAAAGAUAGUCCUAACACUGAUGGGAUUGACAUUUCAUCGUCAACACACAUAGUCAUCCAACAAUCAGUCAUCUCAACUGGAGAUGAUUGCGUCGCUAUUAACUCAGGAUCCCAAUUCAUAAAUAUAACUGAUGUUUACUGUGGACCUGGUCAUGGCAUCAGUGUUGGAAGUCUUGGAAAAGGUAGGAGUUAUGCUACAGUAGAAGAUGUAUAUGUACGAAAUAUAACCUUCACAGGAACAACUAAUGGUGCCAGAAUCAAGACAUGGAUAGGGGGAUCUGGAUAUGCAAGGAAGAUAACUUACGAAGAUAUUAAACUUUUUGGUGUAAAGAACCCAGUGAUUAUUGAUCAACAGUACGAUGCUUUACUAGGAGAGAGCAUCAGAGCUGUGAAAGUGAGUGAUGUUACUUUCCGAAACAUUGAAGGAACUGCAAACGAUGAGAAAGCAAUUGAAUUGAAUUGUGAUCAUAUUGGAUGCACCAACAUUGUACUCGAAAAUAUUAAAAUAACUGGUCUUGAUGGAAAGAAAAUAUCUGCAUCAUGCCAAUAUGUAGAAGGGUCAAGCUCUGCAUGCAUACCAAAUGUCCCAUGUCUUUCUUGA